UACCAUUUCGAUUCUCGGGUCGAGUCGAGUUCUAGUGUUGAUUUUGUUCUUGAUUUGAGCUCAGGAUCUUUAGUUUUGGUAAAUUAGCAUCAGAUUAUGUGCAGGAUUAAAGAAUAAUUGGACUAGAAGUGUAGGAUUUUUGAUAGGAAAAGACCAAAAACAAAUGGCGUUGCAUGCUUCAGAGUUAUGAACCUAUCAAUCAAUUAACUCCACUCUACAGUCUACAUUGCCGAAGCUUACACAACACGCCGUUUACCAUUUAUUAAUCUCGUCAGCCUUACCAAUGUUUAGGGUUUGUUAGUUCUGAUUGAUUUAUGUUCAUGGAUCGAUCCCGGUUCGGUAUAGUUUUCAUCACUUCAUGUUCAGGGUUGGGGUAUAUAUGAUGGUCUCCAGUGUUCUUUACUGUGGGUUUGAUAUAGUGAGGGAAACUGGAUCUGUGGGUUUUGGUGCAGGUGAGGUGUAUGGUGUUGUGGAGCAACCCGGAAGCUGUGAUGGAAGCUUUAUUGCUCAUGUACAAGUUGAUGAGAGGUCUCGAGGUGAGGCAGUUAGUGACAGGUUACCUUACUGCUAUGGUUCUCCAUCGAAAGCAACAGGGAGUUGUUCUUAUCAAAGAUUGUCUACUCAUGCACAAGUUCAUGAGAAGUCACAAGGUGAGGCAUUUAAUCACCUGCCACCUGUUAGAGGUCAAUCACCUUAUUCAUCGGGUUCUCCGAUGAAACUUGCACGCACUUCUUCUCAAAGACUGUCUGGUCCUGGCCAACUUGAUGAUGGGUUUCAAGGUGAGGCAUUUACUGUUCUAGAGCAACCCAGAAACAACAACAAUACACAAUCACCUUAUUCUCCAGUGAAAGUGGCACACACUUAUUCUUGUCAAAGCAAGUCUGAUGGUGAGACUUCCAAUCCAUUGCCGGCGACAUUGUGCAAUGGACAAUCACUUUGUUCCUCCCCUUCUCCCGAUGAAAUCCUGUCUGCUCCUUCUGAUGCUUAUAGACAAUUCUGUGAGAGGUUCCAAGGUUGUUCUUCAAGUCGAAAGCUCGAUGAGGCUCUGAGUGAUGUUCUUCCGAGUCAAAGAUCUACAGCGGCGGCGGUGCCUCCGUUGAAAACGAAGGAAUCAACCGCUGCGAACGAUUCAAACGACUCAGUUUCGAGACCAUCGUUCUCGCCAAUGAUCCAUAUUUCACUCGAAAGUACUUCUCCUAGGUCAUCAGAAAUGGUGCUGGUCUAUCUUCCUACCCAAUUGACACUGUUCGUAGAUAAUGACCUCUGGUGAAGCUGUCGAGUACAAGAGUUUUGAAGCCUUCACUCAGAUCUUGAAGAAUGUGGGUGCUAAGUCCUUGUUCAAGGGUGUUGAUGCAAACGUCCUCCAUGCCAUUGCUGGUGUUGGUAUUCUUUAAUUUCUGGUUGUGACGAGUUGCAGCUAAUUGUGUGUGGGAAGAAUUAUGGGUCUGCAUCUGGUUAAUAAUGCUAGAUAGCUUUUAGAUGGUGAUGAAAAUCUAUUUUUCUGAGUGCUUAUGUUGGGAAAAUUGUUCCUUGAAUAUUCAAUUAUAGGGGAGUUGAUCACAAACAGAGAGAUUGGAUUUGAUACAGUUCUCUGUAUGAUGUGAUACUAGUAACCUAUAUA
Fragaria vesca subsp. vesca is the source of this 1621-nucleotide messenger RNA. RefSeq lists its product as uncharacterized. The record is from RefSeq and is a predicted model, not a curated record. The transcript has 7 exons. Bases 359 to 1270 code for a protein of 303 amino acids. Lineage: Eukaryota; Viridiplantae; Streptophyta; Magnoliopsida; Rosales; Rosaceae.